Molecule: messenger RNA, 636 nt
Organism: Coffea arabica (coffee)
Lineage: Eukaryota; Viridiplantae; Streptophyta; Magnoliopsida; Gentianales; Rubiaceae
Source: RefSeq, a predicted model, not a curated record
AUGUUGACAAUGACGCAGACAUUGUGCUUAAGAGGAGGAGAAGAUUGUGGGAGGUUAGCUGGUUUUGAGAGGUUGAAUCUGGUCGGAAGCCAGUAUGUAUAUGACUGCUGUCUUGAAAACCAAAGCAAGGAUCAGAACUUGGCAGUGCACGUGGAGCUUCUUAGUGCUUUGGCUCCGGACAACAACACAAAGAAUUCGCUGUCAGAAACGGAGGGGAAAAGACAACAGUAUGCGAUGGUUCGUUGGCGGCUUUUGUCGACAAAAGACUCGCUGUUUUCGUACCAAGAUAAUUUUGAAAGAAAGGAAAGGAAAGAAAAGAAAAGAAAAGAAGAGAAAAAGAAAGAUCGAAUUCGUUCAUCCUCAAAAACAGUGACCUCUCCCUCACUCCUGAGCAGAUUUUCCUCGGGAUCCCCAAGCCACCACCAUCUUCUUCCUUCACCAUCCGCUUUGAAUCUCUCGUCACUCACGCAUGCACAGCCCUAUUGGCAUUGUUCUCUCUCUCUUUACAGCCUGUGUUUGUUUUGUUUGGUUUCGUUUCGAUUUGAUUUUUGGGUAAGGAACAAGUACAUUGAUCUUUUUGGCGAAGAAGUGUAAAAGAAUCAGUGUAGCAAGUGGAGUUCAAGUGAGGAAAAAGUC